AUGAGUGGCAUAUUGCAUAAUGUACAGAAGAGAACAUCAGCUAUCAAGACUUUGUUGCUAGUGCUGUUCUUGUUUCUUGUGAUAUACACUAUGAGAAUUGAGAAUGUUGGGAAAGUGAAAACCGGAUCGAGGGUUGAUGAUAGCAUGGAAUCAAAGGAUAAUAGAUUGGAAUAUAUGAAAUCAAGUGAUUCCCAGCUUCCACCAGUUAGUCUUAAUAGAGUCCUAGAUCAAAAGUGGGAAAAACGCUACCCUUUCGACGCUGCUGGAUCUGGGGCUGUGUAUGACUCCGUGGUUCAUGGGACCAAGGAUAAACCCAAGGCAUGUUUCGUAUCAUUGGUCCGGAAUGAAGAACUAUGGGAUUUGGCUAAAUCGAUUUCAUCUGUCGAAGAUCGUUUCAACAAUAAGUUUAAUUAUCCAUGGAUCUUCCUAAACGAUGAACCAUUUACCGAAGAGUUCAAAGAACGUAUCUCUGCCAUUGUUCCAAACUCUCAAUUCGGUGUUAUACCGAAGGAACACUGGUCAUACCCAGAUUAUGUUUCUAAAGAACGUGCAGCUCAAACUAGAAUUGACAUGCAGGAUAUAAUCUACGGUGCUUCCGAGAGUUAUCGUCACAUGUGUCGCUUUCAAUCGGGGUUCUUUUUCCAACAUCCAUUAUUAGCCGAGUUCGAUUGGUACUGGCGUGUCGAACCAAGUACCGAAUUGCUAUGCUCCAUCGAUUAUGAUAUCUUCCAACAGAUGCAGGAUAAAGACUUAGGUCUCGGAUUCGUCAUUUCUAUCCAUGAAUUUGUCAUCACAAUCCCAACUUUAUGGAACACUACUCGUGGGUUCGCAGAAAAACAUUCAGAAUACAUCCAUAACGACAAUUUGUUGAAGUUCAUAUCCGAUGAUGGUGGUGAUAGUUAUAACUUGUGUCAUUUCUGGUCGAAUUUCGAAGUCGCCAACCUAAAUUUCUACAGAUCAAAAGCAUACACGGACUAUUUCGAUUAUCUUGAUCGCUCAGGUGGAUUCUUCUACGAACGCUGGGGUGAUGCUCCCGUACAUUCAAUUGCUGCAUCGCUUUUCUUGCCUCGCAACAAAUUGCACUUUUUCCAAGAUAUUGGAUAUCAUCACCCUCCAUACAACAAUUGUCCGUUCGACAGCGGAAUUAGAGCCAAGGGUAAAUGUUACUGUGACCCAAAAACCGAUUUCACAUUCAGGGAUUACGCUUGUGGUAUUCAAUAUUACGAGGCCCAAGGCAUUGAAAAACCCUUUAAUUGGAAAGAUUAUAGUGGCCGAGGCUAUUGA
Messenger RNA from Kluyveromyces lactis, 1284 nucleotides. Its product is annotated as glycosyltransferase family 15 protein. The transcript has a single exon. The coding region runs from base 1 to 1284 and encodes 427 amino acids. Gene Ontology annotation, cellular component: Golgi apparatus; membrane. Lineage: Eukaryota; Fungi; Ascomycota; Saccharomycetes; Saccharomycetales; Saccharomycetaceae. The record is from RefSeq and is a predicted model, not a curated record. Gene Ontology annotation, molecular function: alpha-1,2-mannosyltransferase activity. Gene Ontology annotation, biological process: protein O-linked glycosylation; cell wall mannoprotein biosynthetic process; protein N-linked glycosylation.